This is a messenger RNA of Eremomyces bilateralis CBS 781.70, 2031 nucleotides long. RefSeq lists its product as uncharacterized. The record is from RefSeq and is a predicted model, not a curated record. The transcript is spliced from 2 exons. Bases 197 to 1792 code for a protein of 531 amino acids. NCBI's taxonomy places the organism in Eukaryota, Fungi, Ascomycota, Dothideomycetes, Eremomycetales, Eremomycetaceae.
CCGUUACAUUCCCUGCUAAGCCGCCGCCGACCUGCUGCAAAGCUCGGAAAUUCGACCUGCAAAACCUAACAACAUUGCUCUGAGACGUCCUCAACAUCAACAUUAUCGCCGAAGUCGCAUCAGCUAAUAUUUGAAUAUCAAAAGUUCCGAUUUUUGGAUUUGAUGGGAAGGGAAAUUUGUUAAGGAAGUAGUUAUUAUGUCCAUGGAUCUUCUGGGUCUUGACGACCUCGACGACGAACCGAUUCCGACUGCUCGCAAAAUCCAAAAACCAACCACAAACUCGGCUUUUCAUGAUCUUCUUGGUCUUGAAAAUGAUGAAGGCGGCCAAAUUGGGGGUGAUCUGGUUAAAAAAAAUGCGACUAAGGCCGUGCCACCAUACACAAGCGGGAUACCUUCGCAGAUGAAAGACACCGCACCAGGAAACGACCAUGAUGACGGCGACACUGACGACUGGGGGGAUUUCGAGGAUGCGUCUCCCGCUCCUAUUACGACUGAUGCCAAUAUGGAUUCAGAUAUUUACUUGAAUUCGAUGGAUUCAAAGGUUUCAGAGUCUCCUCAUCAGGGGAAACAGGCGCGGCAAGAGCAGGGGCAAGCUACUGCACCGUCGCAGGAAAAGGCGCAGAGACCACCUCCUCGCUCAAAGCCGAGGGAUCCGAAUGUUCUUUUUGAUGUAGAAGAUGAGGUUUGGAAUGACCCAGAUGCCGAGUUUGGUGAUUUUGAAGAUGUCGCUCCAACGAGCGCUGUCCUGGAACACCGAGAAGCACGAAUAGAGACGGCAACCCUUCCGAGAAAGGAGGAAACAAGAACAAAGUCGACUAUUGCGCAGAGCCGAACAGCACCUCCUCUAAUGGCCACCGACAGCAUUGAUCUACUUGGUCACUUGGGGGAAGAAUCUCCAGCUCCCCCAAAGAAUAUGUCAAAGGCAUCCGGUGGCCCAUCCUUUGGCGCUACCAAGGCAAAGCCUGCCGUCAAGUUCCCUAAGCCGGAAACCAAGCCACCGCAACGAGACGAAGCCUGGGAAGACUUCGAACAACUUGCAGUUUCUCCACCACCAGUUAUGAGAUCCUCCCUUAGCCCUUUUCCGAAGAUCAUGGUUAGGGAUAGUAAGCCAACAAUAUCAGCACCCCCGACCAACAUCCCACCUCCAUCGGUACUCUUAUCUCUUUUUGUAUCAUUGCUGGGUCUCGUUGUGAAGCACCUAAUUACCCCUCUCAAUACUCUACCUCAGGAGGUGCGGACAAGGACUCUGUCCGAAGAUAUCACCUUGGAUUUCAUCAAGGCAUACAUAUCUCUUAUCCAUGUCCUGGCAAGAAUACUAGCCGGUCGUCAAGUACGAUGGAAUCGAGAUGCUCUCCUUUCACAGGGGAUGAAGAUUGGCGCGGCCACUGCAGGUGGAAGAAGUGGCGGGCUAAAACUGGCCGGAGUGGAUCGAGGCGAGAAAGAGAGGGAAGAUAGUGCUGUUGUCGAUGUCCUUGACGCAUGGAAGGGUAUUGUGGGGCGGCUCCGAGGGCUCGUGUCAAAGACAAAAAGCUCAAGUGCAAACGGGCAAGGUCUCGCUGCUGUGCCUAAUAUCAAGGAGAAUAUGACCGUCAAGUCGCUAAAGCAAGAGGAGGGUGGGAUUCCUUCAAGCGGCCAAUGUGCCCUGUGUGGUUUGAAGAGGAACGAGAGAGUCAUGGGAGUGGAUAACGAUGUUGUUGAUGCCUUUGGAGAGUGGUGGGUGGAAGACGUCAAGAUGCAUGCAGAUUGUAGGACUUUCUGGGAAUCUCAUCGAGACCAGCUAAAACAGCGGUAAUACGAUCAGAUCUUACGGUCGUAGACCAUAUCAUUCUAGGAAUACGAGCUAUUCACAAAGACUUCUACGGGUACCUCGAGAUGAACCAACCUGGAACUAUUGGCACGUGGAAUGAUCUCACAGGGCUGGGUGCGUGUGGGUUUAUACUUGAUUAUCAACCGCGGUCUACACUAGGUUUCGCUCCGUCUACUCUUCCUGCAUCUUCACCAAGACCUUUCUUCGGCUCGGGUCCGUAUCCA